Molecule: messenger RNA, 433 nt
Organism: Agrilus planipennis (emerald ash borer)
Lineage: Eukaryota; Metazoa; Arthropoda; Insecta; Coleoptera; Buprestidae
Product: trafficking protein particle complex subunit 2-like protein
Exons: 5
Coding region: 110-433 (107 amino acids)
Biological process (GO): endoplasmic reticulum to Golgi vesicle-mediated transport
Cellular component (GO): cytoplasm; nucleus; TRAPP complex
Source: RefSeq, a predicted model, not a curated record
UUGCAAUACAACUUCCACUAACUUGUCCACUAAUAUUUGAUCAAACCCGGUAUACUACACGUUACUAACACCGAAUUUUUAUCGCACUGGUAUACUAAUCCUAAGAAAAAUGGCGGUCUGUGCAGCAAUAGUUGGAAAAGAUAACUCCCCGAAAUAUUUUGCUUGCACAAAUCCCGACGAAGAACUUAAUUUUCAGUACAAAGUUCUGUCAUCAUUAGAUGUUGUGGAAGAGAAACUAAAUGCUGCUAAUAAAGGAUCGGAUAUGAGAGAGUUAUACUUAGGAAUUUUAUAUUCUCUGGAAACUCAUAAAAUAUACGGUUACGUCACCAACACGAAAAUAAAAUUUAUUAUAGUAGCAGAAUCAACUAAUACAGCACUUAGGGAUAAUGAAAUUAGAUCAAUGUUCAGAAAACUACACUCCUUGAGAGCAUAA